Molecule: messenger RNA, 2355 nt
Organism: Oncorhynchus gorbuscha (pink salmon)
Lineage: Eukaryota; Metazoa; Chordata; Actinopteri; Salmoniformes; Salmonidae
Product: NLR family CARD domain-containing protein 3-like
Exons: 4
Coding region: 1-2355 (784 amino acids)
Molecular function (GO): protein binding
Source: RefSeq, a predicted model, not a curated record
AUGACAUUUGUGAACAACGAGCUGAAGAGGUACAAGAGGAUUCUUAGUCCAGAACUCCCAGAAGGCUUUGAGAGUCAGAAGCAGGAUAAGGAAGUGGUGGAUGCUGAAGAUGAGAAGCAGGAGAGCAGUGCCAGAGAGGGAGCUCUGAAGAUCACACUGCACGUCCUGAGGAAAAUGAACCAGAAGGAGCUUGCUGACACACUGGAGAAAAAUGAGCUUGCUGUGAUUUGUCAACGUGAACUCAAAUCUAAUCUGAAGAAGUUUCAAUGUGUAUUUGAGGGGAUCGCUAAACAAGGAAACCCAACACUUUUCAAUAAGAUCUACACAGAGCUCUACAUCACAGAGGGUGGAACAGGAGAGGUCAAUAAUGAACAUGAGCUGAGACAGAUUGAGACAACAACCAGGAAACAAGCAAGACCAGAGACUGCAAUCAAAUGUAACGACAUCUUCAAACCCUUAACUGGACAAGACAAACUUAUCAGAACUGUGCUGACAAAGGGAGUCGCUGGCAUUGGAAAAACAGUCUCUGUGCAGAAGUUCAUUCUGGACUGGGCUGAAGGAAAAGCAAAUCAGGAUGUCCAAUUUGUAUUUUCAUUCCCUUUUCGGGAGCUGAAUUUGAUGAAAGGGGAAAAACACACUUUGAUUGAACUUCUCAAUCACUUCUCAAUGGAAACCAAAGAAUCAAGAAUCUCCAACUACGACAAGAACAACGUUCUGUUCAUCUUUGAUGGUCUGGAUGAGUGCCGACUGCCCCUAGACUUCCAGAAGAACAAGAUCUGUUGUGACGUCACCAAGUCAACCUCAGUGGAUGUUCUGCUGACAAAUCUCAUCAAGGGAAAUCUGCUUCCCUCUGCUCUCCUCUGGAUAACUACCCGACCUGCAGCAGCCAAUCAGAUCCCCCCUGAGUGUGUUGACCAGGUGACAGAGGUACGGGGGUUCAAUGACCCACAGAAGGAGGAGUACUUCAGGAGAAGAUUCAGUGAUGAGGACCUGGCCAGCAGAAUCAUCUCACACAUAAAGACAUCAAGGAGCCUCCACAUCAUGUGCCACAUUCCAGUCUUUUGUUGGAUUUCUGCAAUAGUACUUGAACCAAUGCUGAAACAUAAGAGAGAAGAGAUGCCCAAGACUCUGACUGAGAUGUACACACACCUUGUGGUGUUUCAUACCAAACAGAAGAAUGAAAAGUAUAUUGGGAAAGAAGAGAGGGGUCCAGACUGGAAUAAAAAGAGCAUUCUGUCACUGGGAAAACUGGCUUUUCAACAGCUUGUGAAGGGAAAUAUAAUGUUCUAUGAAGAAGACCUGAAAGAGUCUGGCAUUGAUGUCAAUGAAGCCUCAGUGUACUCAGGAUUGUGCACACAGAUCUUUAAAGAGGAAUGUGGGCUGUACCAGGACAAGGUGUACUGCUUCGUUCAUCUGAGCAUUCAGGAGUUUCUGGCUGCUGUAUAUGUGUUCCUUUCAUUCAGCAACAACAAUGAAAAUCUAAUGGCCGAACUGCAAUCAACAUCCAGCAACGAUUGUCUACUGAAGCCAGAAGUUACUGUCUACAAGAGCGCUGUGGAUAAAGCCUUACAAAAUGAGACGGGAAACCUGGACCUUUUCCUCCGCUUCCUUCUGGGCCUCUCACUGGAGUCCAAUCAGAAGCACUUACGAGGUCUACUGACAACGAUAGGAAGCAGUUCACAGACCCAUGAAGAAACAGUCAACUACAUCAAGGAGAAGAUCAGGGAGAAUCCCUCUCCAGAGAGGUGCAUCAAUCUGUUCCACUGUCUGAAUGAACUGAAUGACCAUUCUCUAGUGGAGGAGAUCCAAAGCUACCUGAGAUCAGGAAGUGUCUCCAGUGAUGAACUCUCACCUUCACAGUGGUCAGCUCUGGUCUUUGUGUUGCUGACUUCAGAAAAGGACCUGGAUGUGUUUGACCUGAAGAAAUACUCCAGAUCAGAGGAAGGUCUUCUGAGGCUGCUGCCAGUGGUCAAAGUCUCCAGAGCUGCUCUGCUGUCAGGCUGUGGAGUCACAGAGGAAGGUUGUGCUUCUCUGGUCUCAGCUCUGAAGUCAAACCCCUCAAACCUGAGAGAGCUGGAUCUGAGUAACAAUGACCUGAAGGAUUCAGGAGUGAAGCUGCUCUCUGCUGGACUGGGGAAUCCCCACUGUAAACUGGAGACUCUGAGGCUGUCAGGCUGUCAAGUCACAGAGGAAGGCUGUGCUUCUCUGGUCUCAGCUCUGAAGGCAAAUCCCUCACACCCAAGAGAGCUGGAUCUGAGGAACAAUGACCUGAAGGAUUCAGGAGUGAAGAUUCUCUCUGCUGGACUGGGGAAUCCCCACUGUAAACUGGAGACCCUGAGGUCAGUAUUCCUGUAG